This is a messenger RNA of Phoenix dactylifera (date palm), 1333 nucleotides long. RefSeq names its product endonuclease 2-like. Gene Ontology annotation, molecular function: endonuclease activity; nucleic acid binding. The record is from RefSeq and is a predicted model, not a curated record. Lineage: Eukaryota; Viridiplantae; Streptophyta; Magnoliopsida; Arecales; Arecaceae. Gene Ontology annotation, biological process: DNA catabolic process.
AUUUCCUUGUGGGGCAAACGGCAAUAAUUUCAUCGGAAAAAGACCCGGCCUGAAAAAAUUCUCCACAUAUAUUGAGCUAUGCUGCAGCCUGGUAGCUCGGACACAAAUAAUCUCUUCUCCAAGAAGGCAUAAGGUCCCUUGGUACCCAUUGAUAGGCGUCCCCAAUACACCAGACCCGUAAAUAUGACGGAACAGCAGUAACAAGAGAGGACACAGCACAAAAAAGCAGAGGCAAGAGAAGAAAGAAAGAGAGGAGAUGGGUCUGUUGGUCUUCCUCCAUGUCUUUCUUCUCUCUGUAAUGGCUGCAGCUCCAUGGGCUGACGCCUGGGGCAAGGAUGGCCAUUUCAUGGUCUGUAAAAUAGCAGAGAAAUAUUUCACAGAGAAAACUUCGAAGGCAGUAUUGGAUCUUCUUCCAAAGUCGGCGGAAGGGGACCUGGCGUCGGUGUGCGCAUGGGCCGACGAGAUCCGGUUCCAUUAUCGGUGGUCGAGCCCUCUCCACUACGUCGAUACCCCUAAUUGCACUUACAAGUACUCGAGGGAUUGUUUCAAUGACAGAGGUGAGGAAGGUAUGUGUGUGGUUGGAGCAGUCAACAAUUACACUGAACAACUCCGAAGCUAUGGGGACUCUUCAAAUAGAUAUAAUCUGACAGAAAGCUUGAUGUUUCUCGCACAUUUUGUGGGAGAUGUACAUCAACCUCUACACGUAGGAUUGAAGGCUGAUGAAGGUGGUAAUACCAUAAUCGUCCAUUGGUAUAGAAGGAAGACCAACCUUCAUCAUGUAUGGGAUACGAACAUUAUAGAUACUGCAAUGAGUGAUUUUUAUGAUGAUAACAUCGAUUCCAUGUUAGAAGCCAUCCAGAGGAAUAUCACGAAUGGAUGGUCUGAUGAAGUCGACCACUGGGAGAGUUGUCGUAAUAAAUAUAAGACUUGUGCCAAUGAUUAUGCCAUAGAGAGCAAUCACUUUGCCUGUCGUUAUGCAUAUAAGGAUGUUGAACAGGAUUCAACAUUAGAAGAUGAUUAUUUCUUUUCCCGAUUACCAAUUGUGGUGGAGAGGAUUGCCCAAGCUGGUGUCAGAUUAGCUUUGAUUCUCAACCGAAUUUUUGAUGGGAGUGUUGAUGAUAUGAUACAAAGCCACUAGAAGCCCCGAGCUGUUUGAUGGAGCAUAUUAGAAACUACAAUUGUAAUAACUCAUAAUUCUUGUUGAACAAGCAUAAGCUGCCUGCUAAAUUCUUGUAUGUGUGGAUCUAACAUGGAUUUAAAUCUUCUAUCAUAGUACCAGAGAAUAAUGUACUUACCAAAUCUCAUUUUUAUAGGUAGAAUCAUUUUCCGGUCA